UAAUAGGGAAACAUCAUAAUAAAUACACAGAACAGUUGCUUGCGGUUGGUAGACUAGGCUUGUUUUGUUUUGUUUUGUUUUGAUUUCUCUUCUUGUUAGUCGCAAACAGAUUUUGGAUAUCAUCUUCAUUCUAAUCUACUUCAAGCUUAUGAAAAACAGGUGCAAUUGAUCAUGUUGAGAAGCCAGAGCAUUUCUAAUUUAAACGAUCAAAGGAAGUCAAAAUCGACUGCUUUCUUUAGUUCUUUUAGGUCUAGAAAAUUUUCUUCAAAUGACUUGCAUUCAAUAGUCGAUUCUACACCAACAACAUCUACACCAGAUACAAAUACAACGGCUAACCAAAGGCCACUUAGUGCUAGUGUUUCUUCAAUCAACUUAUCCGGUGGUGGAGGUAAACUUCAACCCAUAAAGCAUUCAUCGUCAGCCGCACAACAAAGACUCUAUCAUUCUUCAAAAAGUUCUAUAUCUACUUCUGAAGAUAAAGAAAACAUUGUACCGGCUAGUAUAGCAAGAACUAAAUCCUUGAAACUAAGAUCUAGUGCUCCUAAUUUGAAUUUAGCUCAAGCAGCAACCACAUCCGCUAAUGCCAUCACGGUUACCUCAUCUAAUAAUAAUAAUAAUGCUUCACAGCUUUAUACUAGAAGAUUAAGAUCUUCCAUGUUUCUCAAUAAUAUCAUUCUGAAUGAUUAUGAUUCAUUAAAGAGUGAGUAUAAAGGUCGUAUUUCUCCUCCAGUAUCUUUUAUGAGUCCAGAGACUAUUGGUACAGUUGAUACUUUAGUUGACCAAUCACCAAUUAAGUUAACAGAUUUUGAAAAUACAAGUCAAGAUUUUGAUUCAGAAGCCACAUUAAGUAGUUUCAGUAAUUCUUCAACACCUACUGAAGAUGAGUUCCCUGAACGAAAGAGAACUAAUUCAACAAAGAGAAAGCUACACAGAACAACUAAUUCAUAUAAUAUUAAUGAGUUUAUAAAAAUACUAAAGCAAGAAGAUUCUACAAAACUUCCAGUCAAUAACAGAAAAUCUCUUGAAUUAGAGAGUUUAGAAAGAAAGAAAUUAACAAGUCUUCUAAAUGCGAAUGAGGUACAGCCAUAUAAAUCGACAUUAUCAUUAAUUGGAAAUUCAAUAUUUUUAGUUAUUAAAGAUAAUGAAAUAGCAAAUAAUAAUGAAGAUAAUGACGAUUCCAUCAAAUUCUCAAACUCUCUAGAGGAUAUUGACUACAUCGACGCAUUGAGAGAAGAUGGCUACGAUGAUAUAGACGAACAAUUAGUCAUGGUCUUCUGAUUUACGAACCACUUAUAAAACACAAAUGGCCCCUUUCGCAGCAAAAAAGAGACUUUUGUUGUAUGAACUUUUUCAAUUCUUUAUGUAUACUAAAUAUUUAAAUAAACACUAAUUAAUUUAGCAAACAUAUCACAAAUAAGC
This is a messenger RNA of Scheffersomyces amazonensis, 1419 nucleotides long. RefSeq lists its product as uncharacterized. The record is from RefSeq and is a predicted model, not a curated record. Lineage: Eukaryota; Fungi; Ascomycota; Pichiomycetes; Serinales; Debaryomycetaceae. The transcript has a single exon. Bases 172 to 1278 code for a protein of 368 amino acids.